AUGAACUCUUUGUACGAGCUGGACUCCAAAUGGAGAAAACUCCUGAACACAAACAAUUUCCUUGGUGGGCUCACCGUGAAUGAAUUCGUGGAAGAAUUAGCUAAGGACCAUACUUUGAGGACUCCCUUACACACUUUAUCCAUCUCCAAUAUAAACCAAACAGACUCAUCGUUGGAAGGUACUGGUACCGAUAAAUCGAAAUUACAAUGGACUAAACUAGAUGCCAAACCAUUUAUUAGAACUUUUGAAUCCACAUUAAAGGAGUUGAAAAACCUGAAUGAAGAAUCAAAUAAUAAGAAAGACCAAUUGUCUGAACAAGUAUCAAGACAAGAAUUGAAACAUUCUCAAAACAUUUUACAAUUGUCUUCCAAUUUGAAGAGUAUGAUUUCCGAAUAUGAUCAAUUGGAUGAUAAAUUGACAAAUGUAAAUCAAGUGGUGUCUCCCUUGGGUGAUAAAUUGGAAAAUGCAAUAAGGAAGAAAAAAACAUAUGUUAAUUCAGUAGAAUUAAUUUCCCGAUAUAAUGAGUUUUAUUCUGCGAAAGAGUCUGUUUAUUUGGAGAAAUUAAGAUGUUCCAAUGAUUCAUUCAAUAAAUUAAAAGCUGCAAAUCUAGUGAAAAAUUUAUUAGUUCUUUCGUUGAAAGUGGAAACAAGUUCCAUUCCAAAAACCAUUGAAACUACACAACUUAUUGAAAAAUAUUCAGAAUUAAUGGAAAAUGAUUUAUUAGCAAAUUUUAAUAGUGCAUAUCGUGAUAAUAAUUUUAGUCAAUUAAAUGAAAUUGCAUUGAUAUUGAAUCAUUUUAAUGGUGGUGUUAACGUUAUUCAAACUUUUAUUAAUCAACAUGCAUAUUUCAUUGAUACUGCGGAAAUUGAUUUUGAUGAAAAUAAUGAAAUUACAUUCGAUGAACCUAUGAGAAAAAAAUUAUUGCAACCUACUUCUCAUGGUGUGGUUUAUGAUGAUGCAAUAAUUAAUAUGUUAAAUGAUAUUGAAACCGUCAUUAAGAACGAAUCCAAAAUUGUGAAAAGAGUCUUUGAAGAAAGGGCACCUCAUGUUAUCCGAUUAUUUAUUCAAAGAAUUUUUGCACAAAAGAUUGAACCUCGAUUUGAAUUGGUUUUAAAUUCAGCAUUAUCAUUAUCCAAUCUAGCAUAUGUGAGGAGUUUACAUGGUCUUUACUCUUUAUUGGGUCAAUUUGUCAAGGACCUUUCUGAAUUCUUCCAACUUUUAGAAGUUGACAUAGAUGGUAUUUUAAAUACAACGGUCGAACAAUGCUACUCUGAUUUCUUUUCAAGAUACCUUUAUGAACGUGGUAAAUAUUUUGACAUUGAAAGAAGAAGUUUGGAGACAAUCUUAUUGGAUAGUACACAAGUAUUUAAUAUUAAUCAUGACAAAGAAAUUCGUUCCAGAUCAUUGCUAAACAAAUUUAAUAAAAAUUUAGAGAGCUAUGGAAUUACUGAAUUGAAUGGACAAGCUUCAACGAACAGAAGUAGAUUGUCUCAAUUCAAUACGUUCUUAAAGACACACCUGGAUAGGGAUCACUUAUCCUUAAGUCGUUCCAAUACUUUAGGGUUUAGUAACAGUAAUAAUAACGAUUUAAGCAACGUUGAGACAGGUUCUGGAGAUACUGAUCCAACAGGAAGAUAUGAGUAUGAUGAUACUUUUACCUUAACAAAUGUGGAUGAAAUGCUAAAAUCUGUGGUGGAAUCCGUAGCAAGAGUUAUGGAAUUGAUUCCAAAUAAAUCAAACGUCUAUACUUUGGAAUUAUUAGAAGUUAUGUUUAUGGGAAUUAGUGAAACAUAUGUGGAGUCUGCAUUAGAAGUGGUAUUUUAUCAAAUUUGCAAAGUGGAUAUCAACAAGAUUACAACCAUUGAUUUGACACUUUUAAAAUAUAUAUCUACGAGUACAGACAUCCUAAGUCUGAUAUCCACAUCGAUUAAGGCAGUCUUCUUACCAUUAUUGAACAAUUCCAUAGAGAUCAAGAAGCAAAUUAUUGAAUUGACCAAUAAUCAAAUAAGGAAAUCAGAACUUUUGAUUAAUACAAUCUUAGAGGAAAUUAUUCAGGUUUAUGGAUCUAAAUUUUCCAAUUCUUUAUCUAAACAAAAGAAAAAAGAUUUUAUACCGAAAUCUCAAGAAUUGUUGGAUCAAGAUACAUUGCCAGCUAUUGAGAUUGUGACUUUACUAAAUUCUUUAUAUUCUCAAGCAGCACAAUAUUUGAAACCUAAAAAUUUGGAAAGUUUCUUAAAUAGUAUAGGUGAAGACUUAUACAAUUUGUUAAUAACUCAUUAUGGGAAAUUCCAAGUUAGUUCCAUUGGUGGUAUUAUUGUCACAAAGGAUAUUAUUGGGUAUCAGAAUGCAAUUGAAGAAUGGGGUAUUUCUAAUUUAUUAGACAAAUUUAGUACUUUAAGAGAAUUGGCUAAUUUGUUUACUGUUCAACCUGAAUUAUUAGAUUCUUUAACGAGAGAAGGUCAUUUGGCUGAUGUUGAUAAGGAAAUAAUAUCGAGUUACAUUUCCAAUAGAGAAGAUUUCAGCCAUGAAACGUUUAUAUCCAGUAUGAAAUUGAAAUUUUAG
Messenger RNA from Naumovozyma castellii, 2562 nucleotides. It is a transcript of the gene SEC10, whose product is annotated as exocyst subunit SEC10. NCBI's taxonomy places the organism in Eukaryota, Fungi, Ascomycota, Saccharomycetes, Saccharomycetales, Saccharomycetaceae. The transcript has a single exon. The record is from RefSeq and is a predicted model, not a curated record. Bases 1 to 2562 code for a protein of 853 amino acids.